Messenger RNA from Lytechinus pictus (painted urchin), 1988 nucleotides. RefSeq names its product prolow-density lipoprotein receptor-related protein 1-like. The coding region runs from base 226 to 1557 and encodes 443 amino acids. The record is from RefSeq and is a predicted model, not a curated record. NCBI's taxonomy places the organism in Eukaryota, Metazoa, Echinodermata, Echinoidea, Temnopleuroida, Toxopneustidae. The transcript is spliced from 8 exons. Gene Ontology annotation, molecular function: calcium ion binding.
AUUCAACGGUAAAAAAAGAAAGAGCAAAGAACGACAUGCAUGUAUAUGCACGCUGGUUUUACCACGAUUUCAAAGGCUGCCAAUACUUUUAAUUUUCGAUGUCGGCUUUUAUGACAAUUCACGUCAUAUACUGAAUACUUCAUUAAUGAGAAGAAACUCACUUUUUGUUAUUUUUUCUUCAAUGCAUUUCUAAAUUUGCUAUCUGGUUUUCAUCGUAAUUCUCUAAUGUCAUUGCGAAUCUUCAAAAUGAGGCGUUUGGUUGGCUUGAACUUGCUAAUCAACUGGUUGCUCAUCUUCUUAUUCAUCUCAUCAAAAGUCGUCUGUGCCUCCGUCAAUUCCACAUCAUCUCCAAGUGCAGACUGUUAUGACUAUAACGAGCAUUGCAACGUCAAGACCUUUUGUCGAAUGAUAAAGCUUCGCAAUGGCACCGAGAUACUAACUGCGCUUAAGAAGAUUGCCCCGAAGCUAGCGAAUGUUUUUAACAUUGGCGGCAGAAAUGUAUUUACUUGCGAGAUUCCAGCUUGUGUUAGUGAACCCUGCAUGUAUGGAGCGACUUGUACCGAUAUUCUGGAUGGAUAUUCCUGCCAGUGCUCCGGGGAAUUCACAGGAAACCAAUGCGAACAUGCACUGACGAAGGUAUUGCUAAGUCAUGAUCGAACCAUCUAUAAAACUGCAUUCGCAACGACCGACAACUAUGAAGUACGUGUCAACUUGCUCAAUCUUUCUUACCAUGUGGUACAUACGGCUGCAGCAAGUCGCAUCAAUGCUGUGGAAUACGACCCUAAACAGGACCAGGUCUACUUUGCCUUUGGGACCAGAAUCGACAGGAUUCAGUGGGAUGGCUCAGGGGAACAAACGUUUUUCAACGGAUCAAAUAUUAUUAGAGACCUUGCUCUGGAUGUGAACGGCCGAAUAAUCUACUGGAUCUUCGAGUAUUCUUACUCAAUUUCGAUGUCCCCAAUGGACAUUAAUCAGCUUCCCGUUGAAGGUGAAUUUCUCUAUGAUACCGGGAUCUCCAAUCCUUUUACGGUGUUUUUCGAUCGUUUCCAAGGGAAUUUAUACUGGGGUGAGAGCUCACACAUUUCACGGAGGAUUGGUAACAUGGAGGAGAGUAUUGUCGAGGAGAACAUUAAAUGGGCAAAAGGAUUGUUCGUCGACACAAAAGAUGAUCGAAUGUACUGGAGCCAAAAUACUAAUCGGAAUAAUAUCGAAUCGGUCAGACUAAAUGGGAAGGAUAGGAAAAUGUAUUUUCCUAACUCGACUGGUAAUUCGAGCAGCAAUAUGUUCCGACGAUUCGUUGUCUUCGAUGGCGUAAUGUACUGGUCGGCACAGAAUACCCCAGGAAUCGGCCGGGUCGAUGUGACCGGAGAUGACCUCAAGUAUUAUCAGCGUGUGCUAGAGCUACGAGUAGAACGCGACGAUGCACACAACGAUAACGAUGACGAUAAUGACGACGACAUGGAUGGGGUAGACGCGCCUUACGGGACCGUCCAACUGGGAGCGAACAUUGAUUUCUAUAUCAACGGGGAUUUCAAAAAUGAUAGAAUUCAUUAUUAAGAAAUAUCUUGCCAAGUCGACUUAUAAAACAUUAUAUGUCGACAUGGCAAGAUAUGAAGUGUCCAAGGCCCUCGAGAGUCUAAAUAUCUCGCCAAGUUGACGUAUAACUUUUUAUAAGUCGACUUGGCAAGAUAAAAUAUCUCGCCGUGUUGACAUGUAACUUUUUAUAAGUCAACUUGGCAAGAUAACGUAUCUCGCCAUGUCGACAUAAUAAGGUUAUCAUGUCGACCUGGCAAGAUAACGUAUCUCGCCAAGUCGUCAAGUCGAUGGCACUUUAAAGGCUCCGUAUGUACACGUACCGGUACAUGUAAAAUAAAAUUAGGAGUGUGCUCUGACGAGUUGGCUGUAUUUUUUUUUUAUUUAUAUAGGCCCUAUGAUUUUUUCUUUAGUUCAGAAUAAAGAGCUUUUAAAAGUUAGAAAUCUAGAAAUGG